AUGUCUUCUCAUCCUCGGCUUCAAAACAAAUGGGUUAUUGAGGGCCAAGAGAAGGGUCUUGAUGAAUACAAAUUUAUCCAAGGGCCCAUUCCAGCCGUCGGUGACUAUGGAGUCUUGGGGACCUAUAUAUUCAACCUGCACCUCCCUGUUGUCGGCGGUUCUGACGGAGCUGGCGAGGUCGUUCAAGUUGGUGCCAAAGUGACGAAAUGGAAGAAAGGUGACAGAGUCACGACUCUUUUUAACCCGGGCCACCAAUCUGGCCCCAUGACGAGAGCUAUAAUGCAGAAGGGGAGCAUUGGCGGUUCUUUUGAUGGAACCUUUCAGCAGUACGGAGUAUACGAGGAGACAUGGCUGGUUCGCCUCGCGUCCAAUUUAUCCUACCUCGAGGGUGCCUCACUGUCUGAUUGCGGAGUGACAGCCUGGAAUGCCCUCUAUGGACUUAAGGCAAUCAAGCCAGGCGAAUGGGUUCUGAUUCAGGGCACUGGCGGCCUUAGCCUACUUGCCAUUCAGUUUGCCAAAGCUGGCGGUGCCAAGGUUGUUGCUACAACAUCAUCGCCUGACAAGUCCGAGUUACUGAGUAGCCUUGGUGCUGACCACAUCAUCAAUUACGUGAAGGACAGAAAUUGGGGACUGACAGCACGGAGCUUCACACCCGAUGAAGAAGGAUUUGACCAUAUACUCGACGUUGGUGGGCCUGAAACCUUGUCACACAGCGUGAAAGCGAUCAAGCAUGAAGGUAUUGUCACUGUCAUUGGAAUCUUGACCGGCGUUGAACCAGGAGACGCCAGUAUUCUGGAUGCUUUGCUGAACAUUUGUACUUUCCGCGGCAUCCAUAUCGGCUCCAGGGACCAGAUGGAGGAGAUGAUGGCGGCAAUUGAAGCCAACAGCAUUCAGCCCAUCCUCGACAAGAGAGUUUUCAAGCUGGAGGAGCUACGGGAAGGCCUGGAGUACAUGGAAGCUCGAAAGCAUGUUGGAAAAGUCGUUAUUCAGAUCGAUUAA
This is a messenger RNA of Trichoderma citrinoviride, 999 nucleotides long. Its product is annotated as NAD(P)-binding protein. The record is from RefSeq and is a predicted model, not a curated record. NCBI's taxonomy places the organism in Eukaryota, Fungi, Ascomycota, Sordariomycetes, Hypocreales, Hypocreaceae. Gene Ontology annotation, molecular function: oxidoreductase activity. The coding region runs from base 1 to 999 and encodes 332 amino acids. The transcript has 4 exons.